AUGGCCGUCAGUAAACACAUCUUAUCCCUGACUGAGGAUUUAACCUGCUCCAUCUGCCUGGCUGUGUUUGUGGAGCCGGUGCAGCUGGAGUGUGAGCACACCUUCUGUAAAUGCUGCAUCCAGAAAUACUGGGAAAAGCAGGGGGACGUGGUGUCCUGCCCCCAAUGUCGAAUGGUUCUCCCCCGGAGGAGCUACACCAGUAACAGGGUGCUGGCCAGUCUCUGUGAGAAGGCCAGGUUACUGGAGCUGAAGCUGCAAGAGGGUCACUCUGACUGUGAGGGUCAGGGGGAGAGUGUACAUCAGCUCUGUGAGGAACACGGGGAGAAGCUGAUCCUGUUCUGUGAGGAGGAUGAGAUUCUGGUCUGUGCCAGUUGUGUGGAUGCCCCCCUCCAUUCAGAUCACAGGUUCCUGCCACUCCAGCAGGCAGUUCAAAAGUACAAGGACCUGCUGAAAAUAGCCUUGGAAUCUGUGGAGAAGGAAAAGAAAGGAAAGAAUGGAUUAAAACAGCAACAGGAGAGGACAAUUUCGGAACUGGAUGAAGUGAAGAGAUUGAGAGAAAAAUACUUGGUCAAAGAGGACAAAGUGAAAAGUGCCCAGAGGCAUGAAGGUGAAGAAGAAGGCAGUGAGGUCCAGGAUUGCAAGGGAGAUGAACCAGAAGAGAGCCUUGCGUUUUCGAGAAGGAAAUACAAAGGAUUCCGAGGCCCGUUACUCUACACAGUGUGGAAGCAAAUGAGACAGGUCAUCUCUCCGGUUCCGGCCUCGCUGACUCUAAACCCAAACACAGCACAUCCGGAGCUCACCCUCUCGGAAGAUCUCACCAGUGUGUGGUUUGGCGGCAGUGGGUUAAUCUUUUUUGAUUUUCAGGAGAGAUUUGACAGAGCUCCAUGUGUCCUGGGGGCACAGGGAUUCACAUCAGGGGAACACUACUGGGAGGUGGAGGUAGGGGAGAAGGCUGACUGGGGAGUGGGUGUGACUACAGAGUCUGCAAAUAGGAAGGGACGGCUUACACUUCGUCCUGAAGGUGGUUACUGGGUUCUGUGGCUGACAAAUGGGAAUCAAUAUGAAGUCACAGAAAGCUCACGAAUCCCCCUGACUCUGAGAGUGAAGCCCAGCACCGUCGGAGUUUACCUGGAUUAUGAGGGAGGACAGGUGACCUUUUACAAUGCUGAUACCAGCAAGGAUUUAACCUGCUCCCUCUGCCUGGCUCUGUUUGUGGAGCCGGUGAGGCUGGACUGUUAUCACAACUUCUGUACAUCCUGCAUCGAGAAGUGUUGGGGGCAUCGCUGCCAGGUGGUAUCCUGCCCCCAAUGCUGGGUGGUUCCCUCCAGGAGAGCUUACACCAAGAACGGGGCGCUGGCCAGUCUCUGCCAGUCAGCUCGACAACUGAACCAGGAGCUGGGCGAGGAGCGAGGGGAAAAGGUGAACCAGGGCAGGGAGAGGGGCCCAUCCCUCCGCCAGGAACAUGGCAAGAAGCUGGCGCUAUUCUGUGAGGACGGGACUGGAACAGGAGCAGUCGGUGAGAUGGCCGUCAGUAAACACAUCUUAUCCCUGAAUGAGGAUUUAACCUGCUCCCUCUGCCUGGCUGUGUUUGUGGAGCCGGUGCGGUUACAAUGUGAGCACAACUUCUGUAAAUGCUGCAUCCAGAAAUACUGGGGGAAGCAGCGUCAGGCGGUGUCUUGCCCCCAGUGUCAGCUCGUUCUCUCCCGGAGGAGCUACACCAGUAACAGGGUGCUGGCUAGGCUCUGUGAGAAGGCCCGGCUACUGGAGCUGAAGCUGCAGGAGGGUCACUCUGACUGUGAGGGUCAGGGGGAGAGUGUACACCAGCUCUGUGAGGAACACGGGGAGAAGCUGAUCCUGUUCUGUGAGGAGGAUGAGAUCCUGGUCUGUGCCAGUUGUGUGGAUACCCCCCUCCAUUCAGAUCACAGGUUCCUGCCGCUCCAGCAGGCGGUUCAAAAGUACAAGGACCUGCUGAAAGCAUCCUUGGAUUCCAUGGAGGAUAAACAGAAACAUAAGAGUGAAUUAAAGCGACAGCAGGAGGGGAAGAUUUCUGAACUGGAUGAACUCUCUGGGUCACUGGAACAAGAGAUCUCCAGCCAGUUUGCAAACAUCCGUCAACAUCUUGAUGAGAAAGAGAAACGAUUAAUGGAAAGGCUGAGGAGACAAAAGGAGGAAGAUCUGCGACUGAUGGAGGAAAAUCUGAAAGAAAUUGAAGAGGAAGUUGUGUCACUUGAUGAGCAGCUGGGGAACCUUCGUCUAGACAUUGAGCAGCAAGACGGAAUCGCUUUUCUCAAGGAACUGAAAAGAUUGAGAGAAAGGUACUUGGAUGAAGGGGAGGAAGGAGAUGAUGAAGAGGAUGAUUCACAGUGCAGUGAAGAUGAAGAAAUACUGACAGUUCCAAGAGGGAAGUAUAUAGAAUUCCAAGGCCCGUUGCUUUACACCGUGUGGAAGGAGAUGAAACAGAUUAUCUCUCCAGUUCCAGCCUCACUGACCCUGGAUCCAAACACCGUGCCUCGUAACCUCAUCUUGUCAAAGGACCUGACCAGUGUCAGAGCCGGAAACAGCACAUUCAUGCUUCCUAACAACCCGGAGAGAUUCGGCACUGUUCCAUUUGUCAUGGGGUCACAGGGAUUCACAUCAGGGAAACACUACUGGGAGGUGGAAGUGGAGGAUAAAACUGAGUGGACACUAGGUGUGGCUGAAGAGUCAUCCAGUAGGAAGGGAAGCUUCCACCUUGGGCCAGAAUACGGUUACUGGACCGUGUGGCUUACCUCUGGCAAUGAAUAUAGAACUAACGAUCGUCCAUUUGCCCAACUGACUCCGAAUGUGAACCCCAGAAUGAUUGGUGUUUACCUAGAUUAUGAGGGAGGACAGGUGAUCUUUUAUAAUGCUGAAGAUAUGUCCCUUCUCUAUACUUUCACUGACAUGUUCACUGAGAAACUCUUUCCUUUAUUCUAUCCUGGAACAAGCGAUAAUGCUCCUCUUAAAUUGCGUCAUUUAGAACUAGAACUUCCUGAAAUCCCAGCGGAAGCCUGCGGGCAGUUGACCUCAGCUGUCUGCCUGUUUACACUUCCUCCAGCAUGCAGGACAGGAGCAGUCGGUGAGAUGGCCGUCAGUAAACACAUCUUAUCCCUGAAUGAGGAUUUAACCUGCUCCCUCUGCCUGGCUGUGUUUGUGGAGCCGGUGCGGUUACAAUGUGAGCACAACUUCUGUAAAUGCUGCAUCCAGAAAUACUGGGGGAAGCAGCGUCAGGCGGUGUCCUGCCCCCAGUGUCAGCUCGUUCUCUCCCGGAGGAGCUACACCAGUAACAGGGUGCUGGCUAGGCUCUGUGAGAAGGCCCGGCUACUGGAGCUGAAGCUGCAGGAGGGUCACUCUGACUGUGAGGGUCAGGGGGAGAGUGUACACCAGCUCUGUGAGGAACACGGGGAGAAGCUGAUCCUGUUCUGUGAGGAGGAUGAGAUCCUGGUCUGUGCCAGUUGUGUGGAUACCCCCCUCCAUUCAGAUCACAGGUUCCUGCCGCUCCAGCAGGCGGUUCAAAAGUACAAGGACCAGCUGAAAGCAUCCUUGGAUUCCAUGGAGGUGAAAAAGAAAAGUAAGAGUGAAUUAAAGCGACAGCAGGAGGGGAAGAUUUCUGAACUGGAUGAACUCUCUGGGUCACUGGAACAAGAGAUCUCCAGCCAGUUUGCAAACAUCCGUCAACAUCUUGAUGAGAAAGAGAAACGAUUAAUGGAAAGGCUGAGGAGACAAAAGGAGGAAGAUCUGCGACUGAUGGAGGAAAAUCUGAAAGAAAUUGAAGAGGAAGUUGUGUCACUUGAUGAGCAGCUGGGGAACCUUCGUCUAGACAUUGAGCAGCAAGACGGAAUCGCUUUUCUCAAGGAACUCAGAAGGUUGAGAGAAAGGUACCUGGAUGAAGGGGAGGAAGGAGAAAAUCAAAAGGAAAAUCCACAGAACAGUGAAGAUGAAGAGGAGGAAGGGGACAUUCCAGAGUGCAGUGAAGAUGAAAAAAUACUGAUAUUUCCAAGACGGAAGUACAUAGAAUUCCGAGGCCCAUUACUCUACAUAAUGUGGAAGCAAAUGAAACAGAUCAUCUCUCCAGUUCCAGCCUCACUGACCCUGGAUCCAAACACAGCACAUUGUGAGGUCAUCCUGUCGAAGGACCUGACCAGUGUGAGAGCCGGAAACGACAUAUCCCAGCUUCCUGACCCAGCGAGAUUUGAUACAAUUCCACGUGUCCUGGGCUCACAGGGAUUCACAUCAGGGAAACACUACUGGGAGGUAGAGGUCGGAGAAAAGACUGUGUGGGCAUUGGGUGUGACUGAAGCGUCAUCCAAUAGGAAGGGAGCGAUUAGACUCGGACCAGAAUACGGUUACUGGAUUGUGUGGCUUCAGGAUGAAAACAAGUAUACAGUUACUGAUCGCUCAUUUGUCCAAUUGACUCUGUGUGUGAAACCCAGGACCAUUGGAGUUUACCUGGACUAUGAGGGAGGGCAGGUGACCUUUUACAAUGCUGAUGACAUGUCCCAUCUCUAUACAUUCACCGACACAUUCACCGAUAAACUGUUUCCUUUCUUCUAUCCUGGACAAUACCAUGAGGGUAAAAAAGAUAUUCCUCUUAAACUGCGUCAUUUUGAACCGUAGAUAUAAAUUAUAGAUUGUCUCAGAGUGUGGGGUCAAUGUGACUACUACUGGGUGACUUUUCCACAUGUUACGAGUAACUAUUGAGUCACAUCUAGAAGCAGCAUUAAGGAAAAAGGAAUUUGUUGAUGAGUAAUGGGGGAUGAAAGUCUGCAUUGGAAAGUGUAUUUUGUCCUGACCGUUUGGAGUGUACUCACUGACUGAAGUGUGUGUUACAUUGCAGCAGGAAGUUGUUCCAAUUUCACUUCCUGGCUCCUCACAUCAGCUUCCCAACCCAGGAUUCUUCAGUCCUGGCCAUUCCCCUGACAGAACCUCUGCCUCUUUGUGAAUCUGGCCUCUGUGUAUCAAGGUGAAGUAAUGACAGUCAGUGUGAGGAAAUGGCAGUAACAUCUUUUACACACAGGCAGACAUGAACAUAUACAUAAUUGGGACCAGCUAAAAAUCAACAUCACUGCAAUGUGGGAACACAAAAUGUUCGGGAGGCCUUAGAAAUUCUGAGCAAGAUUUAGCUCGGGGAUGAACCAAACGUUUUCAAGAAGACAAUAUUGUGAAUCUGAAAUCUGUCUUUUGUUAACACAAUUCUGAUU
Messenger RNA from Hemiscyllium ocellatum (epaulette shark), 5219 nucleotides. RefSeq lists its product as uncharacterized. The record is from RefSeq and is a predicted model, not a curated record. Gene Ontology annotation, molecular function: zinc ion binding; protein binding. Bases 1 to 4635 code for a protein of 1544 amino acids. NCBI's taxonomy places the organism in Eukaryota, Metazoa, Chordata, Chondrichthyes, Orectolobiformes, Hemiscylliidae. The transcript has 19 exons.